AUGGCGCUGCCCCACAGCAGCUUCUCGCUGCUGCAGCGGGCGCUGACGCAGCUGGAGCGGCUGCAGCAGCACGAGGAGCGAGAGAAGGCGAAAGCAGCAGCAGAAGCAGCAGCAGCAGCUGCUGCUGCUGCUGCUGUUGCCAAGAAGAAAUGGUCCCCGCCCACCCAAGGGAGACAGUCCGCUGCUGCGGCGGCUGCUGCUGCAGAGAAAGCCGCCGCUGCUGCUGCUGCUGCUGCGCAGCAACAGUACCAGCAGCAAAUUGGGGUGUACGUACAGCUCUGCCAAGCAGCAGGCUCUCUAGGACAACUUCAUGCUGCCGCUGUGUGUCCUUUCUUUAGAGAAUGCAUUUCUGAGCUGCUGCUGCUGCUGCAGCAAAGAGCGCUGCUUCUCCGCAAGCAGCUAGUUGCUGCUAACAACGGUGUGCAGUUCUUGCCGCAAGGUGCUGCUGCUGCUGCUCUUAUGCUGCCUUUCAAGCUCCAAAGCAGCAGCAGCAGCAGCAGCGAGGCGCUGCAGCAUAGCAACUUAGAGCGCGGUAUGGGGCACAUAAAUGUGUGCACUAGCAGACCUGCUGCUGCUCCUGCUGCUGGCCUCACUGCUGCUGCUGCUGCUGCUGCUAAUCCGGCUGCUGCUGCUGCUGCUGCUAGUCUCGCUGCUGCUCCUAACAGUGCUCCUGACGGAGCUUUAGCCGGGGCGAAUUCGGCCGCCGCUACUUCUGCUGCUGCUGCUGCUGCUGCUGCUAAACGCCGCUCCUUCUACCAUACUGAGAAGUCCCAUCCUGCAACCCCAGAUCCUUUACCUUCUGCUGCCCUGCAGCAAGUAGCAGCCAAGCAGCAGGAGCAGCAGCAACAGCAGCAGCAAGAGGCAGCGCCUGGCCCUCCGAGCACUGGAAAUGGUUCGGCAGCGGCUGCAGCAGCAAGUGCAGCAGCAGCAACAAGCGAAACAGGAGCAGCAGCAACCACUGCAGCAGGGGCUGCAGCAGCAGCGGCUCCUGCUGCUGCUGCUGCUGACUCUGGUGAAGCCCCAGAACAAGAAGCAGCUCCAGAAACAUUUGAAUACUCACCAGAAGAGACUUCAAAGCUAGAAGCAGCAGCAACAAAGAUUGCUGCCUUUUGGAGAGGCGCAGCAGCGCGGCAGCAGCAGCACCUGCAGCAGCAGCAGCUGCUGCAGCAGCUGGGCCUAGACAGCGACAACAGCCCGGAGGAGCAGGAGCAGCUGCUGCUGCUGCAGCAGCAAGUCCAGCAGCAGAAGCAGCAGCUGCAGCAGCAGCAAGCAGCAGCAGAUGCUGAGUACCAGCAGCUAAAGGAAGAAGUCUAUGAAGAGCUCCACGGGCCCUACAAGGAGAAGCUCACCGAACUGCUAAUAGACGAAGGCAUAGAGUGGAUGCUGAACUUCAGGCGGCAAGUGGGGGCUCUUCCUCAAACCCUAGACUUCAGAGACAGAGACUUCAGCGCCAUUGCUGCUGCUGCUGAUGGUGCUGCUGCUGCUAUUGCUGCGGCUGCUCCUGCUGCAGCAAAACGGGAAGCUGAGAACAACAGCAAGAAGGGCCGCAGCGGCAGCAAGCUGGAGAAGCAAGGCAGCAGCAGGAGCGACAGCAGCAGCAACAGCAGCAGCAGCAGCAACGAAGAAUUUGGAGAUGAGCUGCGGCGCCUGAUACUGCCGCUGCAGGCAGUUGCUGCUGAGGACCCGCUUGGAGGUGCUUCAGCAGCAGCAGCAGCAGCAGCAGCAGCAGCAGCAGAAGCAGCAGCAGGUGAAGGCAGCAGCAUGGAGUCUGCAGACAACGCCUUAAUGGCUACCGCAAAGGCAGCAGCAGCAGCAGCAAGAAAAGUUGCUGCCAGCGGGGGCUCUGCUGCUGAUGGGACUGCUGCUGCUGCUGCUGCAGCGGCAGAUCUAGCGGCGGCAACAGCAGCAGCAGCAGCAGCAGCAGCACAAUCGUUCAGCAGCAGCAGCAGCAUCAGCAGCAAUAGGGAGCGGCUUUGCGCCGCGCUGCGGGCGAAGCUGCUGCCGCCCGUUGCAGCAGCAGCAGCAGCAGCAGCGGACGUCGCGCUGCAGCAGCAGCUGCAGCAGCUGCUGCUGCAGCUAGAUGGCAUCAAAACCAGAAGCAAAAAGAAAAAGAAAAAAAUUAAACAAAAAUCAAAAUCUCAUAAAUGCUGCAAAUGCACUGCUGCACUCUUAGGCCCGCAGCAAAACUUCCUUCCAGAUCUCACCCAGGCAAGCCCAAAUUAG
Molecule: messenger RNA, 2223 nt
Organism: Eimeria tenella
Lineage: Eukaryota; Apicomplexa; Conoidasida; Eucoccidiorida; Eimeriidae
Exons: 5
Coding region: 1-2223 (740 amino acids)
Molecular function (GO): protein binding
Source: RefSeq, a predicted model, not a curated record